Molecule: messenger RNA, 222 nt
Organism: Aspergillus tanneri
Lineage: Eukaryota; Fungi; Ascomycota; Eurotiomycetes; Eurotiales; Aspergillaceae
Product: ATP synthase subunit epsilon family protein
Exons: 3
Coding region: 1-222 (73 amino acids)
Biological process (GO): proton motive force-driven mitochondrial ATP synthesis
Cellular component (GO): mitochondrial inner membrane
Molecular function (GO): proton-transporting ATP synthase activity, rotational mechanism
Source: RefSeq, a predicted model, not a curated record
AUGGCAUACUGGAAAGCUGCUGGUCUUACCUACAAUCGUUACCUGGCCGUCGCUGCUCGCGCCGUCCGCCGGUCCCUCCAGGACGGCCCUCGUGCCGCUGCUGAGCGCCGUGGACAAAUGGAUUUGCGCUUUGCCAAGUGGGAGAACGGCAAGCAGGGCGAAGUCAAGGGUCUUGGUCAGGCCAACGAAGAGGCUAUGGCUCAGACUGCCGGCUCGAAAUAA